This is a messenger RNA of Peronospora matthiolae, 861 nucleotides long. NCBI's taxonomy places the organism in Eukaryota, Oomycota, Peronosporomycetes, Peronosporales, Peronosporaceae. The record is from the annotation of a GenBank genome assembly.
AUGCCAGUGGAAACGUCGCGUCAGUCAUUGGCACGCGGUGAUACACCAACCGCCCGCGACUCUUUGUAUCGGUCACGGACGCGUAGCACUUCAAGUAGCAAUAGUACGAACUCAGCGACUGGAGAGAUGGCUCCAAUGAGCAAUUCCAGUACGGUCACACUCCGCAGUACCUCGGGUGACAGCUGCGAACUCGUGAAGGAAAAACGACUGAGCACGAAGACAUUGCAGGGAACUAGCACUGAGUCAGCCAAGCCGAUGUCGCCCGUCAAGAGCGUCGACUUGGCUGCGUACUACAUAUUCUCGAAGAGGAACAGCAAGGUCCAACAUGACGAAAUGCAAGGCUUGUCGGGGUUCCUUGACUACCGAAAGAUCAACGGGACGUGGCGACCGUUCCUGUUCCAGACUAGUGGUCACCAGCUGAUGCUCUACCGCGUUUACUCCACGCAUCAGGUGCUCAUCAUGUCUACGGACAUCCGCAGUGCGUCUGAGAUUGCGCUAGAGGGUGACGGGGCGGACGAGAACACCAGGUUAUUGCGGCUUGGUGUGAACGGCACGACAAUUACAUUGCGCGCGGUGACACAUCGAGCAGCUGUGUACUGGGUAGACGGACUACGACGCCUUCGAGACGGAAAGGCCUUGCAGAUAGUUGGUGAUGCCUCCUGCACAGAACCAGACGAAGACAUUUUUGUCGAGAUUGACAAGCUGCUUACCUUGCGUGAGUGGACACCCCCUCCAUCCCCUGCCUCAUUGUGUGGUCUUUGCAUCCUGUCUCGUAGACCCGAGCCUUUGUUGGCUGGUGUGCUGAUGAAAAGAAAGAAAAUGCGGGACAAACGAGAGUCAAGCGGCUGUACGCUCUGCUGA